AUGGCGCAACUGAAUACAAUGUUUACUCGUCUCGCCAAAUUAGGCGUGGGUUUGGUCGCAGCUGGAAGCAUUCUGCCGAUGGUCCUUUAUAACGGUGUGCGGAAUGAAGUUACCGGUGAAGGCACUCACUUUAUCAUCCCCUGGGUGCAGAAGCCCAUCGUUUUUGACAUCCGAUCUCGGCCACGAAACAUUCCUGUCAUAACUGGAUCCAAAGGUAAGCUGCUCACUUGCUCGAGACCAAAUAAAAGCUGA
This is a messenger RNA of Fasciola hepatica (liver fluke), 252 nucleotides long. NCBI's taxonomy places the organism in Eukaryota, Metazoa, Platyhelminthes, Trematoda, Plagiorchiida, Fasciolidae. The record is from the annotation of a GenBank genome assembly.